GCCGCCCGCGCCAUGAAGCACAUCCCGGUGCUCGAGGACGGGCCGUGGAAGACCGUGUGCGUGAAGGAGCUCAACGGCCUCAAGAAGCUCAAGCGGAAAGGCAAGGAGCCGGCGCGGCGCGCGAACGGCUAUAAAACUUUCCGAUUGGACUUGGAAGCGCCCGAGCACGGCGCCGCCGCCGCCGCCGCCGCCGCCGCCGCCGCCGCCGCCGCCGCCGCCAACGGGCUGCGCGACGGGACCCAGAGGCUGCAGCCGGUCGCGGCCCCCGUGCCAGCCCCGGCGGCGCCGGCCGUGCCCUCAGGUGGGGGCGCGGACCCGGCCGGGGAGCGCCGGGGCGCCCGGGCGCCGGAGGUCCCCGACGCGCGGAAACGCGGCUUUGCCCUGGGCGCAGCGGGCCCGGGGCUCCCCACGCCGCCGCCGCCGCCGCCGCCGCCCCCCGGCCAAGGACCCGGGGGUCCCGAGGCGCAGCCUUUCCGGGAGCCCGGCCUGCGUCCCCGCAUCUUGCUGUGCGCCCCGCCUGCACGCCCCACGCCGUCGGCGCCCCCCGCGCCCCCCGAGGCGUCCGUGCGCCCAGCGCCCCCCACGCGCCCCGGGGAAAGUUCUUACUCGUCAAUUUCACACGUAAUUUACAAUAACCACCCGGAUGCCUCCGCGUCGCCUAGGAAACGGCCGGGCGAAGCGACCACCGCUGCCUCGGAGAUCAAAGCCCUGCAGCAGACCCGGAGGCUCCUAGCGAACGCCCGGGAGCGGACGCGGGUGCACACGAUCAGUGCCGCCUUCGAGGCGCUCAGGAAGCAGGUGCCGUGUUACUCAUAUGGGCAGAAGUUGUCCAAACUGGCCAUCCUGAGGAUCGCCUGUAACUACAUCCUGUCCCUGGCGCGGCUGGCCGACCUCGACUACAGUGCCGACCACAGCAACCUCAGCUUCUCUGAGUGUGUGCAGCGCUGCACCCGCACCCUGCAGGCUGAGGGACGUGCCAAGAAGCGCAAGGCCUAGGAGGACAGGGGUGCUGAGGACGACGUGGCCCCUUCCUUCCCUCAGGAGCCGGUGGUGGAGGUGCUUGGGGAGUGACUGGCCCCAGGCUAGACCAAGGAUGCUGCUGCAGGCCCUCUCUGGUCAAGCCUGAGGAGAAGGUGAGCUCUCCAAAUCCAGCCUUGUCUUCUUCUCCAAGAUGCUGCCAGAUGCUCAGACCACUGCCUCUCAGGGUGGGGCAGGGGCACACCUGCCCCCCUCUCACCCUCCUGUCCCCCCUCAGCCACUCUGGUGACUCCGCACUUUGCCCUCUGCCUCGUAGAGAGGGGAGAGCUAAGCCUCCCCCUUGCCCGGGGCUGCAGAAAUUCAUUGCCAAAGAUUCCACAAAGACACUGAACAAAUUGUGGUGAUAAAACCCCACGGUGAAAAGCCACACCAUGGCUCUAUGACUUUCGCUCCUCCUAUUGCCUGAGUUCCAUCCCAAGCCAAAGACGUGUCAGCAAUCCCACUGGAAACUCAUGGAAGGGAUGCACAUUUGGUGACCAUUGGAAGUGCUCAACCCUCUGACCUGGAACUCUCUUCCUACACCGGGCCCUGAGCUGGCUGGGUACAAGAUAAGCCUUCGGGGGGUUAUGAUAGAGGGCUGGGGGUUCUUGUAUGGAGUAGGAUAUGAGAUCCUGGCCCUCUUCUUGCCCCACCCCCAAUGGCUGCCCAGGCCUGUAACUCUGAUUCUCAAUGUUCCCUGGGUCCAGGCUCCCUAAGCCCUGAACAUCAUGACAAAGGAGUAAGAGGGGGAAGAAGCAAUAUUGACCACCCUGUACCCCACCCCAGGGGCUUGCCCCAGGGAGGUGACUUGCCUAAAGGGUCUGUGAUCCCCAGCCAGCCCAGCCAGCUACUCCUUGCCUGUGGCCCACCCUCCUGGCUGGGAAAACAAGAUGGUGCCCUGCAUGAAGGCCAGUAGUCUGUUCCUGGUUAUGUAGGGGGGCAGAGAGGGGGAAGGGACCAGGGGAAUGGGCCAGUAAGUUGGGGAGGGCAGGGAGGCAUGUUCAAAGCCAAGGCCUGUUCCUUCCUUGUGCUCAAAAGGCCAAAGCUGUUCACAUCUGUGCUCAACCAUCUGCUUCAAAUUGAAGUAAAAGCCCCAACAUAUAAAGAAAACA
Messenger RNA from Nyctereutes procyonoides (raccoon dog), 2129 nucleotides. RefSeq names its product atonal bHLH transcription factor 8 (gene ATOH8). The record is from RefSeq and is a predicted model, not a curated record. The transcript has 4 exons. Gene Ontology annotation, molecular function: protein dimerization activity; DNA-binding transcription factor activity. The coding region runs from base 13 to 996 and encodes 327 amino acids. NCBI's taxonomy places the organism in Eukaryota, Metazoa, Chordata, Mammalia, Carnivora, Canidae.